Molecule: messenger RNA, 375 nt
Organism: Vigna radiata var. radiata (mung bean)
Lineage: Eukaryota; Viridiplantae; Streptophyta; Magnoliopsida; Fabales; Fabaceae
Product: glycine-rich RNA-binding protein 8-like
Exons: 3
Coding region: 1-375 (124 amino acids)
Source: RefSeq, a predicted model, not a curated record
AUGGCAUUUGGCAUGAGUGGCGGCUUCUGGUUCACAGUCUAUCCUUACAAGCUGAAUGGCAGGAAUGAAAUGACUUCCAGAGAGAAGGGGAGCAGAUACAUUGCGCUGUAUGCAUAUACUGGUGGUGGUGGCGGCAUUGGUGGUGGUGGUGGUGGUGGGGGUGAUAGUGGGGUUAGAGGUGGUGGUGUUGCUGCUACUGGCGGCGGCGACAGUGGUGGUGGUGGUGGUGGUGGUUGUGGCGGCAGCGGCGUUGGCGACGGCGGCAAUGGUGGUAGUGGUGGUGUUGUUUAUGGUAGUGAUGGUGGUUAUGAUAGUGGAGGUGGUAGAGGUGUUGGUGGAAGAGGCGGUGGCGGCGGUAGCGAUGAUGGUGUUUAG